Closterium sp. Naga37s-1 is the source of this 1818-nucleotide messenger RNA. The record is from the annotation of a GenBank genome assembly. NCBI's taxonomy places the organism in Eukaryota, Viridiplantae, Streptophyta, Zygnematophyceae, Desmidiales, Closteriaceae.
AUGGGCGGUGGCUCCGAAGGCUCCGAAGGGAAUGCGCAUGGCGCACAGCAACCGCUGGUGGACCCCCGAGGCGCAGGCGUGAGCAGCACCACCACGAGCAGCAGCAGCGGUGCGGCCAGCCUGGCAGCCACUGCUGGGGCGUGGUGCUCCUCGUCCUUCGCCGCCACUUCCCACUUUCUCCCCGCUCCUCCCCCUCUCGCUCCUCCUCCUCCUCCUCCCGCUGUGGCGGCUGCGGGUGCGGCAGAGACAGCAGCAGCACAGCACACGGCAGCGGCGGCAGUGGGAUGGGAGCUGGCAGCAGCGCUACUCAACGACGACCACGACCCUUAUGCUGCACCUGACCAUGCCGUUGAUGCUGCCACUCACGCUGCUGCACUCCAAGGGAGCCCACCGGUCAUGUCUGCGGGCGAGUCAGAGUGGAGUGCGGGCGACACAGCAACAGCCUUGACGGAUCCGUUCAGCCUCUCGUGGGAUGCCACGAGGGAUGCCACAGCCGCACCCACGUCCACCGCCCUCACCACACACCCGCUGGCCUCCGGAUCACCUCCACUGCCUCUCUCCUGCCGCCCCUCCUCGCCACCACGCUCCUUCCUCACCCGCCAAUCCUCUAUGCCCGCCAAUCCCCACGGCCUCGUCACCGAACCUCACAGCCUCGUCACAGAUCCUCACGGCCUCGCCACCAAUCCUCACAGCCUCGCUACCGAACCUCACGGCCUCGCCACCGAUCCUCACGGCCUCGUCACCGAUCCCCUCGGCCUCGCCACCGAUCCUCACGGCCUCGCUACCGAACCUCACGGCCUCGCCACCGAUCCUCACGGCCUCGUCACCGAUCCCCUCGGCCUCGCCACCGAUCCCCUCGGCCUCGCCACCGAUCCUCACAGCCUCGCCACCGACGCUCAGGGUUUCAUCACCAAUCCCUAUAGCAUGCCGCCACUCCCACCGUUUCACCGUGCCCUCCCAUGCGCCCCUGCCUCCCGCUCCUCCCCCGCGCUGCCCUCUCCCUUCACCCCCCUGCCUGCUGCUGCCCUCCAAGACCUCACCAACUCGCCCUUCUUCUGCCCGCCCCACCUGCCCCCUGCAAUGCUCACCGCCAAUCCCUCCGCCUGCCUGCCCCUCGCUGCCUCCUCACGCCCCUCCUCCUCCCCCGCCUCCCUCCCUCGCCCACCGCACGCCGCUCGCCCUGCCUCCGUGCCUGGAUUCCAGCGCGCCCUCCUGCGCUCCUACUCGCACUCACACGCGAUACCUGCGCUGCCCUCCCCGCCCUCCCUCCUCAAGUCCGUCAGCUCUAGCGCCCUGCCCCUGCCCUUGUGCUCCCCUGCCCCGCCCCUGCCCCUGCCGGCCACUGCCGCGGCCCUGCCCGUGCCAACGUCAUCCCCACAGCACCAGCGGGUGCGGCCCUCACAGCGGCCCCACAUCCCGCCGCCACGGCAGCCAGCUAUGAAUGGAUGGCAGGCGGUCACUCCCAUUGCCCCCCCCUCCGGCACCCACGUGUGCUCCCCUGCUGCGCCCGCCACUCCUCUCUCCCACCUCCACGGCAGCGCAGCAGCAGCGGGAGGGAGAAAGGGGGCGCGGAGGCGGGUGUGGGCGGGGAAGCAGGGGGGGGCGAUGGGCGAGGGGCAGCAGAGGGCGGCGUUCAUCGACAGCAUGGCCCGCUACCUGGGGCUGCCCUCCCCCCCUGCUCUCACCACUGCUGCUGCCUACACUGCACCCUUCACCACCACCACUGCUGCUGCUGCUGCUGCUGCUGCUGCGGGUGGUGGUGGUGGUGGUGGUGGUGGAGGUGGUGAGGGGCGUGCGGCGGAUGCAGCAGGGAGGUGA